AUGGCCAGCCAACAAAGCUCUACGAACUUCACGGGUCUCUUGGGUCUCCUGUUUGUGGCCCUUCUGGCCGUCAUUGCUUUGGCUGACGAGACCGCGGUGCCCAACAAUGCUGCCCCCGUAGCCUCAGCCGCCUACAAGUAUGAGACAUCUGAACCCGUUGAUGCCUCCGACUACUGUUCCAGUUCCACCACCUGCAGCGGCUGCACGGGCUUUUGCGCUUGGUGCGGUAACAGCGACACUGAGGGCUUCUGUACAGCCUGUGACAGCGGCUGCACCAAGCCUGCCUUGUGCACACACAAGUACUGGACGCGCAGCCUCUGCCCCAGUGAAAUGGACACGAUUGCGCUGGGUGUGGGCGCUGUCAUUGGCAUUGUCGUGGCCUCCAUUAUCGGAUGCUGCUGCCUGAUGGCGGCGGGCUGCCUCCUUGUCUACUGCUGCUGCUUCGCCGGGGCGGUGGCAAUCGGACGCAGGAGUCCGGGCCACCAGGGCUAUGUCGUGCAUCAGAACUCACCAAAUGAGCUCGAAGUUCUCGGACAGGACAAGGCGGUGGCGCACAACAACAAGGCAGGCGCAGUCUAG
Molecule: messenger RNA, 579 nt
Organism: Acanthamoeba castellanii str. Neff
Lineage: Eukaryota; Discosea; Longamoebia; Acanthamoebidae
Exons: 3
Coding region: 1-579 (192 amino acids)
Source: RefSeq, a predicted model, not a curated record